Molecule: messenger RNA, 1726 nt
Organism: Darwinula stevensoni
Lineage: Eukaryota; Metazoa; Arthropoda; Ostracoda; Podocopida; Darwinulidae
Source: the annotation of a GenBank genome assembly
CUUCCCCCGAUGCAUUGAUAGGAGGGCGGCGGGAUGGGAGGCACGGCUGCUGGCAACACUCAGGUGUGCGCGUGUUUCCUCCGAUACACCGGAUGAGAGAAACUAAAAGCAAGGGGGGGAGGAAUUCUUGCGGAACGUUCCCGACCCCGAUGUGGAUGUUCAUGUUUCCAACUGUUUCCUGCCAAGCCCUUACGCCUUAUUUCUCGCAUCCCCCUCGUGGAACUAGGCUUAGGGCCGCACAAACCAUGCUUCCCAGCCCGAGUGUCUUAACCCUACUCACGUGUCUCAUCGUCAUUUCUGCUCAAGGGAUAAUGGGAGUGAAGAUCGAGGCACUUCAUGUGCCAGAUUUCGUGAAGUACAACUCGGAAGAGUUCGUCAUCCUGGACUGCGAUUAUUCCUUCGAAGACCGGGAGAAAAACAGUCUCGUGGUGAAGUGGCAUUUCAACGAGAACUCAUUCCCGGUGUAUCAGUGGAUCCCAGGUGCAAAACCCCCCCAGGAUUUAGGAGUCCUCAAGGACAGAUUGGACCUGACUUACGAGGCGAGCGGGGACGACUACACGAAGUACCGGGCGCUGAAGAUCCUCCAUCCGAGUCCGGAUCUCAGUGGGUCUUACAAGUGUCGAGUGAGUUCGUUCGACGGGGAAGACUCUGCCAUGAAGACCAUGACUGUAUACGCCCCAGCAAAGAUCAUGACAUUCGAGAUCCAAGAUGCUCCUAAUGGCGGGGACAUGGAGAUGAUCACUUGUUCAGCAUCCGGCAUCUCUCCACAACCAGAGGUGGAAAUCUUCGUGGAUGCCCCCACCGGCACAGGAACCGACAGAACGAGAGAUCGCCUUUUGGGCGGUCGAUUGAACUUGACGUAUGUCGACGGGCAAGGAUAUGCAGUGAUGCUGACUCGCCUGGUGAACACCAGAGAACUCUGGGGUGAUGUCAUCCUGGAGUGCGUCAUCAGCAUCCCUGGAACCCCUUACAAGCUUCGCAGGGACAUCAAAUUCUUCGCAGUCGAACGGAACAGGAAUACUGAAGGUAGAGGAAAGGGAAGUCGUCGUGAAGGACCAAGAGUGGGAGGCACCAACGCCAGGGCCGACGAGUACGACGACCCGACGCCCAAGUACUGGAGAUUCUCCGAGACCCAGGAGAACGAAAAAGCCUUUCGUUGCCGAACCAGACAGCGGAGGGACAAGGAAGGGUGGAAUUUCGUGGACAGCAAAGUUACUGUGUCUCAUCGCUUGGUUCCUACUGGUGAAUCGAUUAUGACCUUCUUCGUUGGAAUCCAUGCAAUAGCAACCCGCCUGUGAUCUCCCCUCAGACUCGCACUGUCUUGUUCCCACGAGCGAAGAAGCACGUUAACUUCGCUACAAAAAUGACGGCCUUUCAUUGACAGGAGUGAAGUUCCUGCCAAGUUCAACUCCUUGGCCAUCUUACCUCUGACCCCGUGCCAAAAAGAAAUGUUGAGAGGGGUAAGAAAAGAAAAAUCCAUUGUGUUGUUGAAGAAGCCAAGUUCAAGGGACUCAUCGAAAGAUGGAAGAACCACAUAAGGAUAGUUGGCAGGCUUUCAUGCGCAUGUUUGCGAACUAUGUUCAAGUGCCUAUUCAGAAAGCCUUCCUACCAACUUCGUCUAGUCACUCCUAAGAUAUUUUCGAUAUACGACCUCUCAUACUGAUUCCCUCCAAGGUAUAGUGCUAUCUUUCUUUCUCUGUUGGUUUGAUGAAUCUUCGAAUAAAAU